Penicillium robsamsonii is the source of this 1335-nucleotide messenger RNA. RefSeq lists its product as uncharacterized. The transcript has a single exon. Bases 1 to 1335 code for a protein of 444 amino acids. Lineage: Eukaryota; Fungi; Ascomycota; Eurotiomycetes; Eurotiales; Aspergillaceae. The record is from RefSeq and is a predicted model, not a curated record.
AUGUGGUCCUCGCUAUCAACGUUGCUCGCGCUGCCUGUUCUGGGCCUCAUCUCUAUCCCACUUAUUCUCUCAGCAUGGGUUACAAUCUCAGCUGCGAUUUUCGCACUGGUAGUCAGACUAAUAGUAGUCUAUGUUGGGGUAGUAUACGGAUUGGUCGUGCAUUUCUUCUCUGUGCCAACCUCACCUACCUCGUCAUUAUUGACAUUCGCGGCCUCAGAACCUACAACUCCAGCUGCUGGUAGAUCAAGAAGAAACUCCAGCCAAACAACGAUACAUCCGCGAAAGACAAAUGACCUUUUCACUUCCUGGGCCGCGGGUAUUAGUCUGGACGACCCAGUAAGCCGCAAAAGGAACUUUUAUGCACGGAGCAUGAUCGAGGCCCACAACCUGCCUAUCCCCGUCUACGGCCUGCCAAUAAGCGGCGACGAAAGACGAGACUUCGAAGGAGUGGGUGGAUGGCGCUCGUACGGGGCAUCCAAAACACGCAGCUCACAUACUCCACACGAGAAAGCCACAAGCUCAACCUCGUCCUCUUCGACACAUAGCAUCGGCGACGUCGACCCAGACGCAGACAUCGACGCAGAUGAGCGAGCCUGGCUUUCUCUAAAUAACCGUCUCGAGCUCCCCUCACAUCUCAUCACGCUAUGCACAAGUGUUCACUCCGGGAGCACCAUAAACAGCCCCACGCAGCAAGCGGCGGGCCCACAGGGCAUCUAUCCCGAGAAGCAAAAAGACGGGUCAAGACAUCACCACCGCUCGCUCACGACUUCCUCGCUAACGACCUCUGACCGGCGCACAGGCACAGGGCUCUUCCUGGCGCUGUCAGCCAGGCCUGAUAAUGCCGCUGUUCAUUCGAGGGAGUACGGCCAACCGAUGUUGUCGUCAACGGCACGACUCACGGCCCCGUUCAUGACGCCGCAGCCAUAUGGGCGACUGGAUUCGAACUCGAACUCCCAGUCACGAGCUCUCCCGUGCACUUUCCCUGCUAGCCGUGCACCAUUCACAAGCUCCUAUCUCUCCAGCUCUGGGGAUGGGGUGGGUCACAGCUUCGGGAGCAAUGGUAGUGGCGGGAGCUUUGCUAACGGAGGUGGGGGUGGAUACUUUUCUUUGAGACGGCCUGGGUCCUCUGGUAGCCAAAUUCUCUCUGGAAGAGUUAGCCCUAGUGCUAGUAGUUAUAAUACCCCUGGGGUUGGUCUGUCGACUGAAGAGUGUGAUGCUUCAUCGGUGGGGCUAGCGCGCUUGAUGGCGCAUUAUCCCACUAGCCCUAGACAUCGGAGACAAAGUAUCUCUGGACCGAAUUCGAGGGGGCUAGCUGCCGGAGAUCGAGCUGGAUGA